AUGGCGUCGUCUUCUUCAUCUCCGGCGGUGGAUGCAGUGUCCGCGAUGGAGGAGGAGCUAACUCUUGUAGUAAAGUGGAGUGGGAAGGAGUAUACACUCCGAAUCUGCGCCGAUGACUCGGUUGCUGAGUUGAAGCGUCGCAUCUGCUUUCUCACCAACGUCUUGCCCAAGCGCCAGAAGCUUCUCUACCCCAAAGUCGGAAACAAGCUCUCCGAUGACUCUCUUCUGCUCUCUCAGAUCCCUCUCAAGGCUUCUCUCAAGAUGACAAUGAUCGGUACUACCGAAGAUGAUAUAAUCGUAGAUCAAGUUACAUCUCAGGAAAUUGUUGACGAUUUUGAACCGGGCAAGGACGAAGUUGUGGACAUUGAAGACAAAGAAGUCAAUAAGCAGAAGCUCAGGAGAAGAAUUGAUCAAUACAAGAUUAAGCUUGUGAAUCCAUGUCGCAAAGGCAAGAAACUUCUUGUUCUAGAUAUAGACUACACGCUGUUUGAUCACCGUUCCACAGCCGAGAACCCGCUACAGCUGAUGCGUCCUUAUCUUCAUGAGUUUCUUACUGCUGCUUAUGCAGAAUAUGAUAUCAUCAUAUGGUCUGCCACUAGCAUGAAGUGGGUUGAGUUGAAGAUGGGAGAGCUCGGUGUGCUGAACAAUCCCAACUACAAGAUCACAGCCCUUCUCGACCAUCUAGCAAUGAUCACGGUUCAGUCAGACACUCGCGGGAUCUUUGAUUGCAAGCCACUAGGCUUAAUCUGGGCACUAUUGCCUGAGUUCUACAAUGCCCAAAACACCAUAAUGUUCGAUGAUCUGCGGAGGAAUUUCGUGAUGAACCCUCAAAACGGUCUCAAGAUCAGGCCGUUCAGGAAAGCUCAUGUGAACCGAGACACGGAUGAAGAGCUUGUGAUGCUGACUCAGUACCUUCUAGCAAUAGCAGAGCUUGACGAUUUGAGCUCUUUGGAUCAUAGCAGAUGGGAGACGUUCACUGAAGAUAACGUCAAAAGGCGCAGGCACACUUAA
This is a messenger RNA of Microthlaspi erraticum, 1011 nucleotides long. NCBI's taxonomy places the organism in Eukaryota, Viridiplantae, Streptophyta, Magnoliopsida, Brassicales, Brassicaceae. The record is from the annotation of a GenBank genome assembly.